UUUUGGCACUGUGUAACUUUGGAGCGGGAGCCACGAAAGUGUUGAGAAACGGAGAAGUUCUAUGGAAUGAUAAUACGUCACAGCCUACGUUAACAGGGCUAGUCCUUCCAUACUUGAUCCGUAUUAAGUGUAUUUCAAACCGUGGAUUCUCCAUUUCUCUCCCAUAAAAGAAGUUUAAAAAAAUCUAAGACUGCGUGGAAUAUUAAGCGGGGCGUAUUUUAGUAUCGUAUGAGCAUAAUUAGGCGCUUGGGUAGAUCACCAGUGAAAUUUGUGAUGGCGGAAGAAUUGAGGACGGCUGCCGCUGCUACUGCCACCGCAACUGCUGCUGCAACGCCUGCUGAAACGACGACUUCGGCUGGUGGUAAGAAGUGGACGUGGCCUUCUCUCCUCCGUUGGAUUCCUACCUCCACCGAUCAUAUCAUCGCCUCUGAGAAACGCCUCCUCUCAUUAGUCAAGACUCCAUAUGUGGUAGAACAAGUGAAUAUAGGUUCCGGUCCGCCUGGUUCUAAGAUUAGGUGGUUUCGAUCUGCAAGUGACGAACCCAGGUUUAUAAAUACCGUUACUUUUGACAACAAAGAUGAAAACGCCCCUACAAUGGUUAUGGUUCAUGGGUAUGCUGCUUCUCAAGGUUUCUUCUUCCGGAAUUUUGAUGCCCUGGCCCGUCGAUUUAGGGUCAUUGCUAUUGAUCAGCUUGGUUGGGGUGGAUCAAGCAGGCCGGACUUUACGUGCAAAAGCACUGAAGAAACUGAAGCAUGGUUCAUUGACUCUUUAGAGGCAUGGCGUAAAGCCAAGAAUCUUAGUAGCUUCAUUCUUCUUGGGCAUUCCUUUGGGGGUUAUGUUGCUGCUAAAUAUGCUCUCAAGCAUCCUGAGCAUGUUCAGCACUUGAUUUUGGUUGGAUCGGCGGGAUUUUCUGCAGAAACAGAUAUGUCAGAGCGUCUGACCCAGUUUAGAUCAACGUGGAAAGGAGCUGUCUUGAACCAUCUUUGGGAAUCCAAUUUUACUCCUCAGAAGAUUGUGAGAGGGUUAGGUCCAUGGGGUCCUAAUUUGGUUCAUAAAUAUACAAGUGCCAGGUUUGGUUCAUAUGCAACUGGCCAGUUGUUGGACGAAGAAGAAUCAAAAUUGUUGACAGACUAUAUAUACCACACACUAGCAGCAAAAGGCAGUGGAGAACUGUGCCUAAAAUACAUAUUCUCAUUUGGAGCAUUUGCUCGGAAACCGCUUCUACACAGCGCAUCAGAAUGGAAAGUGCCAACUACUUUUAUCUAUGGCUACCAAGAUUGGAUGAGCUACCAAGGGGCCCAAGAAGCCCGUAAGAAUAUGAAAGUCCCAUGUGAAAUCAUUAGGGUUCCUGAGGGUGGACAUUUUGUUUUCAUUGACAACCCAAGCGGUUUCCAUUCUGCUGUUUUCCAUGCUUGUCGCAGAUUUCUUUCAUCGGAUCCUGAUAGUGAAUCCUUUCCAGAAGGCCUAACUUCUGCUUAAUUUUAAACUGUAUGUUGUAACUUUAUUUUUGUGUAUAACAAGUAGUGAUUUACUACCACGUCAUUUGUUUACUCGUAAAAUUUAUUUGGAUCUGAUACUUAGGGAUGCCAUAGAUUAGAGAGUAGAAACAUUUUUGUUUUUGUUGCUCCCUUACAAAUUUACAAUCUUACACUUCUCUUUUGGGGGAUCUCUCAUUUUAUUUGUGAAUAUUGGUGAAUAAAGCUAAGCAUGGUUUACUUA
Messenger RNA from Spinacia oleracea (spinach), 1719 nucleotides. RefSeq names its product probable 1-acylglycerol-3-phosphate O-acyltransferase. The transcript is spliced from 9 exons. The record is from RefSeq and is a predicted model, not a curated record. Gene Ontology annotation, biological process: phosphatidic acid biosynthetic process; lipid homeostasis. Gene Ontology annotation, molecular function: A2-type glycerophospholipase activity; lysophosphatidic acid acyltransferase activity. NCBI's taxonomy places the organism in Eukaryota, Viridiplantae, Streptophyta, Magnoliopsida, Caryophyllales, Amaranthaceae. The coding region runs from base 229 to 1479 and encodes 416 amino acids.